CCAAUUACUAGUAACAAGUGUAAAUUCUUAGUAGAGGAAUUUUUUUUGCCAAAUUAUAAAUCAGGGAUUUAAUUUUGUAUCUUUAUUUUAUACAACAUGUCAUACCAACAUUGCGGAAUGCCCGAUCAGACGUUUCUUUGGGACGUAUUUCAAAGGGUCGAUAAAGACAGGAGUGGAUAUAUCUCUGCAGAUGAACUACAGGUUGCUCUCUCCAAUGGCACAUGGUCAGCUUUUAACCCGGAAACAGUUCGACUUAUGAUCGGAAUGUUUGAUCGCCAAAACAGGGGAACCGUAUCUUUCGAGGAUUUCGGAGCACUAUGGAAAUAUGUAACUGAUUGGCAAAAUUGUUUUCGCUCGUUCGACCGGGACAAUUCCGGCAACAUUGACAAGCAAGAACUUAAAACUGCUUUAACUUCCUUCGGCUAUCGUCUAUCUGACAAUCUUAUUGAAAUAUUGCUCCGUAAAUUCGAUCGCUUUGGCAGAGGAACAAUCCUUUUCGAUGAUUUCAUCCAAUGCUGUAUUGUUCUAUAUACUUUGACUACAGCCUUCAAGCAACAUGACACCGACAUGGAUGGGGUCAUAACAAUCCACUACGAACAGUUUUUAAGCAUGGUUUUUUCACUUAAGAUUUAAUAAUCAAAUGUCAAAUUUAUACUAUACAAAUGUAACUUUAUAUGUAUACAAAUA
Messenger RNA from Drosophila arizonae, 687 nucleotides. RefSeq names its product Apoptosis-linked gene-2 (gene Alg-2). Lineage: Eukaryota; Metazoa; Arthropoda; Insecta; Diptera; Drosophilidae. Gene Ontology annotation, molecular function: calcium ion binding. The record is from RefSeq and is a predicted model, not a curated record.